Molecule: messenger RNA, 1822 nt
Organism: Drosophila obscura
Lineage: Eukaryota; Metazoa; Arthropoda; Insecta; Diptera; Drosophilidae
Gene: unpg
Product: homeobox protein unplugged
Exons: 3
Coding region: 227-1738 (503 amino acids)
Biological process (GO): regulation of nervous system development; regulation of transcription by RNA polymerase II
Cellular component (GO): nucleus
Molecular function (GO): RNA polymerase II transcription regulatory region sequence-specific DNA binding; DNA-binding transcription factor activity, RNA polymerase II-specific
Source: RefSeq, a predicted model, not a curated record
GUACGUGAUGUCUGGCUGCGACUCGACUCGACAGUUGCCCGCCGAUCUCUGAACGGUUCACUGCGCUGACAGGCCUCGCCUCGCCUCGCCUUGGAGUUGAACAUUUCUUGGGUGCAUUCGAAGAGCGUUUAGUUUGUGAGUCUGAGUCUAGGAGUCCGUCGCGUCCGCGCGUGUGUAGAGUGUCCGCCUCUGCCUGUUUGUGUGCGUCUUUGAGGGGCGAACGACGAUGGAACGGCCUGCCCUGCUGCAGAACGGAGAGCACGGCGCUGUGGGAAGCCUGGAGACGACGAAGACGACCACCAGGCUGGUGCCCAAGCCCUUCUCCAUCGAAAGUCUGAUUGCCAACCAAACACCUGCCACCGCUUCGGUAUCAUCCGUAUCCGUAUCCGCCUCGCCGCCGUCCCCGCCGGAGGAGCACGAGCCGGAGCAUGAGCAGGAGCUGAAUGCCCGGGCCAUGGUCGCCAGCUCGGCCCUUGGCCUCACCCAGUUCCCGCUCUACAAUCCCUGGCUUCAUGGCUACUUUGCCCAGAACCACGAGAGAUUAACGCAUUUAAUUGCCGGCGGCGGAUGCUACCUGGGAUCGCCCAUUGGCAAUCCCUUUGCCGGCAAGGAGCCAUCGCAUCCUCACCCACCACCUCCACCUCCACCACCACCACCACCGCCACCGCCACAUGCCUUGGACAAGCAGUCGCCGCUGCCCCACCCGAUGGACACACGCUUCCUGCCCUUCGCUGCCGCCGCCGCUGCUGCUCCAACGGAUCUCAGCUAUCGCCGCCUGGCGGAGCUCAUGAACCAGGAUUACGUCCACAAUCUCAGUGUCAACGCUCGCCUGCAGCACAUGGCCGUCGCGGGUCGCCUGCAGGAGGAUCACCUAAGCCACAGCCUGCUGCAUCAGCAGGAGCCGAUGCCUCUGCCUCUGCAGGCCAAUCCAUUCUCGCCAGCAAAGUCCGCCAGCCACAGCCCGGUGGAGCCCACCCUGGAUGUGGGCAUGGACGAGGACUACGAGUGCAGCGGCGACUCCAGCAGCGACAUCAGCCUCACCCUAUCCCCGAUGCCAAGGAACUACAACAGAGAACUGGACAAGAGUCGCAGUGGAGCCUAUACCAAUUCGGAUAGUGAAGACUGCAGCGAUGACGAGGGUGCAAGUUCGCACCACGAUGCCAGCGGGCUGGGCGGUAAGGACUCGCAAGGCAACGGCAGUGGCUCCGGCAGCUCCAAGUCGCGACGACGGCGUACCGCCUUCACGUCGGAGCAGCUGCUCGAACUGGAGCGGGAGUUCCACGCCAAGAAGUAUCUCAGCCUCACGGAAAGGAGUCAAAUAGCCACAAGUCUGAAACUGAGCGAAGUUCAGGUGAAAAUCUGGUUUCAAAAUCGUCGCGCCAAAUGGAAACGGGUAAAGGCCGGACUCACAUCGCACGGCCUGGGCAGGAAUGGCAGUGCGAGCGGCACCAAGAUAGUGGUGCCCAUACCAGUGCACGUGAACCGCUUUGCGGUGCGCUCGCAGCACCAGCAGCUGGAAAAAAUGUGCCUCAGCGGACCCAAGCCGGAUCUGCGCAAGAAACUAUCGACGGAAGUGAUGAGCGGCUUCGAAAAGUUCAAUGGCGGCGGCAUGGGCAUGGGCGUCGGCUCCGCCCCCAGCUCCAACCCAACUGCCCCGGGGGCCGGAAGUGGGGGGAUGGGGCUGGCAUUGGGCAUUGGUGUGACGACGCCCCUAUCCCUGGGCCGCAGUAUCUACUGAUCGGGUUCUGGGUUCUAGGAUGUACAUACACAUAAGAAGAAAGGAAGGAAGGAAGGAAGGAAGGAAGAAGAAAGGAUGUUCAGU